Oppia nitens is the source of this 699-nucleotide messenger RNA. RefSeq names its product MFS-type transporter SLC18B1-like. Gene Ontology annotation, molecular function: transmembrane transporter activity. Bases 1 to 699 code for a protein of 232 amino acids. The record is from RefSeq and is a predicted model, not a curated record. Gene Ontology annotation, biological process: transmembrane transport. Lineage: Eukaryota; Metazoa; Arthropoda; Arachnida; Sarcoptiformes; Oppiidae. The transcript is spliced from 5 exons.
AUGGUACCGUUUGAAGUGUUGGGCAUCCUAAUUAUAAUCGGUUCACUAUUGGCUUAUUUUCUAAUCGAUAGUAUAGAUAACUAUACAGAUAAUAGUAAACAAACUAGUAUAUUUACUGUAGUUAAAAAUUUUAAUUUUUCAAUUAACUUACUGAUUACAAUUAAUGGUUGUAUACUAAUUGGUUUUAAUGAUGCAACAUUGGAUCUACAUUUAAAAAAUAUACAAAACAUAUCGCCCGGUUUGGAGGGUGCCAUAUUUGUUGUACAGGGUGCAUUUUAUGCAGCAUUCAACCCCUACUGGGGCAGUCUAGUGGAUAAGGUUGCCAACAAACACUCGCUAUGUUUGGCCGGUUGUCUAUUUUCAAUGCUCAGCUAUAUAGUCGCGGGUCCGCUACCGUUCCUGCCAAUUGAAUCUAAUAUAUGGCUAGUUAUUGUCGGCCAGAUAUUUCUGGGCUUCGCUAUGGGAGGUCUAGUAGUCGGCAGUUUUACCCAUGGAUUCAAUGAAAUUAUCAAAAGCGGUUUUGCCGAAAAUGUUAGCACUUUUGCCGUAAUUUCGGCCAGUUUUUCGUCGGCAUUUGCCUUGGGUUCGGCUAUAGGGCCGGCACUCGGAGGCUAUCUAUUAGGACAGUUAGGCUAUCGUUGGUCAACAGUCUAUAUGGUUGCACUGGAAUUUCUAUUUGUAUGUUAUAAUUACUGUUAA